Hyphopichia burtonii NRRL Y-1933 is the source of this 1863-nucleotide messenger RNA. It is a transcript of the gene PRM1, whose product is annotated as pheromone-regulated protein. The record is from RefSeq and is a predicted model, not a curated record. Lineage: Eukaryota; Fungi; Ascomycota; Pichiomycetes; Serinales; Debaryomycetaceae. The transcript is spliced from 2 exons. The coding region runs from base 1 to 1863 and encodes 620 amino acids. Gene Ontology annotation, cellular component: mating projection tip.
AUGACAAAUCACUAUCUAAAUCCUUACGAACAGGUUACCCAAGUGUAUCUUCAUCAAUUUGCCCUUGUUCUUGUAUUAAUAAUUUUGAAAAUUUUCUUCUUUACUAAAACCUUAGUAUCAAGUUUGAAUUUUGCUAAUCAACAAUCUCUAACCCUUUGUAAUCUUGCUAAUACUUAUUCAAAUAACCUAGCAAAUUUACCAAAUAAACUUUCCCUGGUGACAAAUGGUUUAAUAUCAAGUUUUUUGUCUUCUUUUGAAAGCCAAUGUAAACAAUUUGUUACCAUCAUUCUGAAAAUAGUUAAAAAUCUCAUCAUUUUUUAUAUUGAUAUUUAUCUUGGUACUUAUACUUGUUUACUAUCAGCUAGUAUUCAUGGAACUUUGAAUUUUGUCCAAAACACUAUCACCUCAAUAGCUCAUUCAGUUAAUACCUCAGUCAAUGCUAUAAUAACAGAGUUACAGUCGGGUUUGGGUGAAGUUUCCUCAAUAAUCAACACUGUUUUAAAAUCUUAUCAGUCCAUUAAAACUUUAUUUUCUUCUAAGCCAGAUGACAUAACCUCUUCAAUUUCUAGUGUCAAUCUAACCAUUAGUAACUUGAAUCAUAUCAAUAUCUCAGCUACUUCGGUCGUUUCUGAUAUUAAUGACUUGAAUGAUAAUUUACCAGAUUUUAAAAAUUUAACUAGCAAAACAAUUGAUUUUAUCACGGCUCCCUUCUCAGAUAUACUAGUAAAUAUUACAUCUUUGAAUAAUACUUCAAAAUCACUUCCCACUAUAAAAUCAGCUUCUCUAACUCAAAUUUGUUCUCCUAGUGAAAUAUCCCAUUUUUAUACAAAAAUUAAUGCUACCAUUACUAAAACUUCAAAUUAUAUUAUCAUUGGAUUAUCAAUUCUAUUAUUUUCUUUUCUAAUAUUGUUAUCAUACAUCCAGUUCCACAAAUAUAAUAGGUUCCUCACUUUAAUUGAUAAAAUCGCCUUGGCUAAUCACCAUGUUCAGAUCGGGAACCUCAUAAAUACUUAUUCGAAUCCCUUAUUGUAUAACCUUGAAAAUUUUUCAUUCUUCAAAACUUUACAAGAUUCUGUUCAUUGGUUUCUUAGUUAUAUUUUUUCUCCUUUAGCCUUAACUCCUUUACUAAUCAGUCUUGCCGGUCUCAUCACUGUUGGACUUCAAUUCUUAAUCUUGAGAAUUUCUUCCAAUCACCUAUCAGCAAUCACUUUUAAUACACUAGCUGAUUUAUCACAAAGUACCUCCAAGUACGUCAAUGAUGUAAAUCGGUUUCUAUUGGAAGAGCAAGAUGACUUGAAUAAUCAACUUUUUGGAGGCAUCUUAGAUAUAACUGAAUCUUUGAACAAUACUUUAUCUAAUUUCAUGGAUGAUCUAACUACUACCAUAAAUACAAUCUUUGGCAAAACUCCUUUAUCGUCUCCACUAAAUACAAUAGUGUAUUGUACAAUCGGUAAGAAAAUUGAGCUGUUCGAAAAAGGAGCUAAUUGGUUGAAUGAAAAUCUAAACCUUUCAUUACCCAUAAUUCCAUCUUCUGAGUUUAGUUCAUUACUGAAAAGAAGUGAAAAUACAGUCGAUGAUAUUCUUGAUAGCAUGAAUUCGAGUAUACAAUCCUUAAUUUCUUCCUAUAAAAAAUCUCUAUCGCUCGAAUUAUAUAUUCUGUUAGGCUUUCUUGGAAUUUGGAUCUUGCAAGUACUUAUUGGAUUAUUCAUACUAAUGAUAAAAGCAAAAUCCACGAAAAGACCAAAAACUGAUGCCUUUCUUGAAUCUCCCCAAGAGACAAAGCAAGAAACACAUCAUAAGACAAUAAGUAAUCCUAUUCCUUUAAGUGAUCUAGAAAAACAUCGUUAUGGAAAUAGCCGAUAG